AUGCAGCAGAUGGUUGAAAAUGUGGAGGGCGCACACCUUGACCAGCAGCUGACAGAAUCAUGGCAAGUGUCCUUAACAAAGUUCUGUCAAUAUGUUGCCAGUGUGCAAGAUAUGCCAAGGCGGACAACAGACAAGCAAUACUUUGGAGCAGGCAAGCUUAAGCUUAUGAUCGAAGCGGCGUUGAGCAAUGUCAGAUGCAUGGACUACCUAUGGAUAAAGACACUGCAACAAGUCGCACUUUGGUGCUUAUACCUGUACACAGGUUGCCGUCCUGGGUCCUUUUUGGCCACGCGCUACUACCCCACGUGGUAUACCCGGUACCAGGACGUGCAAGUGAUCAGACUCGAGGACGGCACAUUUGCGGUGGACCUCAUGGUCGUUGCCUGGAAAGGCAGACAUGGAUUUGAGCCAUGGAGUAUCAACGGACCCAGUAGGCAAACAUUCCGAAUAUGUUCUGCGCACAGCGAAAGCCACUACAUGUUGGACCUACCCAUGUUGGUCGUCGUGCUGCACCAUCAGGCCUUCUUGGACUACAUGUGCCUCUCCGAUCUCAUCGCAGGCAGAGACUGGGUGAUACACUGGCGUCCGGAGGUCACGGAGAUGCCAUUUUUUGUAGCAGGAACAGCGAGAGGGUAUGGCACACAGGAGGAUCGCGCUUUGCCCUACAACGUGCAUUUGACAUACUUUCAUCGUACCUGUGAGCAAGCUGGCCUAGGCUGGGAGGGUAAUUCACCAUACCUGUAUCGUCACGCAACCGCAACCACCUGGACACAAAUUUUGGGUGCUGAUCUCACAAAAGCGAUGAUGCAUCAUAAGCAAGAUAUGACAACACUCUUUGACCAUUAUGCCAACAAUGCUGAACAGGUGGAUAUCGUGGUGGCGGCUUUGUACAAUGAGAAGAGAACCGUCAUAGGUGAGAGUUCGCAAUUUGAGCCCGGUCUGUUUCGCCCCACUGAGAUGCCAGAGACCAGUGUCAAGCUCACACUUGGUGACGCACUUGCGCAGUGCGAAGAGUUGUGCCUCCUGUACAUGCAGAAAAUUUCGCUCUGCCUCUACCUCUCAGGUGAAGGUGACGAGACUCAGCUGGAACAAGUCAUGAACUCACUGCUCCCGGCGGAGGAGGCAUUUAUCCAGCAAUACAAUCCAGGACACUCAGAAGACGAUGAUGCAGAUGAUGACUUCCACUGCGCACUUCUUUGUCACAUCCAGGCCUACAAGCAAGCGAAACAGCCAAACCUGGAUGACAUUGCUGCACGCAACAUCAAGGCAAUCACAGAGGCGGAGGAUGGCACGGCAGAAGAAGACAACGAAUUCCAGGAGACUGUAUGCGUCAGCGGAGAUGGCAACAAGGGUAGUUACCUCAACGGGGUGAUGGUAUCACGGGAGCAGUUCAUGAGCCAUUUGAUCAACUACGAGGAGAACAUAUGGCAUGCGUGCCCAUGCCCGACACUUUCCAUUGAGCGCAGGAAAACCAGGACCCCACAGACAAAACACUGCAUCCUCCGUAUCAACAUCGGACACCAUUUGGGCAGUAGAAGUCCUGGCAAGAGCAGUCUUCACAUCAAAGCUUGGCUCGAUAUCACAGUUUUCUUCCUGCACUGGAGAUGA
Molecule: messenger RNA, 1608 nt
Organism: Trametes versicolor FP-101664 SS1
Lineage: Eukaryota; Fungi; Basidiomycota; Agaricomycetes; Polyporales; Polyporaceae
Exons: 13
Coding region: 1-1608 (535 amino acids)
Biological process (GO): DNA recombination; DNA integration
Molecular function (GO): DNA binding
Source: RefSeq, a predicted model, not a curated record